Sphaeroforma arctica JP610 is the source of this 818-nucleotide messenger RNA. RefSeq lists its product as hypothetical. The transcript has a single exon. NCBI's taxonomy places the organism in Eukaryota, Ichthyosporea, Ichthyophonida. The record is from RefSeq and is a predicted model, not a curated record. The coding region runs from base 22 to 522 and encodes 166 amino acids.
UGUUUUUCAUAAACUGACAUAAUGUUUGGUUCGGAAUUAAUAUACGCUCUGUGCCUGGUAUUCCUUGCCACUGUUGCUGCUGCGUUCCCAAGUAAUGUAGAUACGCUCGUCAAACAAUACGGCGAGAUGUAUUUGAAGGAUGGAAUUGUUCCCCAAGUUGCAAAAACACAUGCUUUCAUGAAGGAGGGCAAGGUACACAUGCAUGUCGACCUUCUCGGUAUUACAUUCGAGUUUCUACUCGAACCCACAUCCGUUUUCAACCAAGACUUAAUCAUCUCAGUUGUCAAAGGUGGUGGGGUCGCGGAGAAUGAUGAGCGAAACGCUGACGUAUCUGGAACAGCUAUUGUGCACGAUAAUGGAUUCAACAAGGUUUUGAUGUACACAAUUGGCGAAACGGAGUACACAUUAGACGGAUUCGGCCUAGAGUUUGAUUCUGGAUAUUCCUAUUUCUACGCCGUCAAGGACGUCAAAGUGGACCCCAAUCUGACGGACGAGGCAAGAACAUAUGAGUACUAUGAAUGACACAUGCACAGACUAUCGAAUGUGUAAGUACUAAACAUGACUCAAGUACAAGACUAUGUCUACAAAAGUUUCUAUAGUGCUCAAGGCAACUUAUCCACCAGAUGGCCCUGUGCGUGACCAAGCGCACAGUCGCCAGAUCAAGUUUCGGAGAUAGACUGUUGGUACCAGUAGUGACGAAUGAAAUAUGAAAUCAGACAAGGGGUAAGGGCGUUUGUCAAAGGUACAGUGUUCAAUUUUUGUCUGUCGGACUACUAGCGGAUAGGGGAAGCGAAACCUGCGCAUUGUGGUAAGUAAAU